GCGGAUCGUCGUGACGAUAUGACUGGCGAGUCCCCAAACACGGACUUUCGUUCUUGCAGAUCUUGUCUGGUGUGCACAGAGACAUAGCAUACUCUGGCCCUGAAGAAAGCUAGUGAAGGGCUAUUGCAUGGUGGGAGGUCCCCACCACCUCAACGCUGACCAUGGCGCGAGGUCGGAUAGAGCCGGUCGUCCAAUUAGGCCGUGGUCGCUGCUGUACACUUUUCUGCAGUACUCUGUUACGGCGGCAGCGGCAGCGACAAGACCUGCAGCCAAAUCAACGAGAGGCCGCUUCAUCCAGCGUGCCCUACUCUUUCCCUUCAGCAGCCAGGGUCGGCCCGCUCUUCUUCUCAUUGCGCCAUCAAAGCUCCGACGCACACCAGUUGCGCAAAGGAAUUCAAUCUCCCGACGACCCGGAAUCAUCUUCAGAUAAGAGGCUGCAGAUUCAACAAGAACUGUUUUCUCGCUCAGCAGCUCUCUGCCUCUCGCGACAAUCCGGUGACGGGUCUCACGUAGCCAACGCAAUCCAGAAGCACGAUAUCACCGAUUCGCUGGCUGGCCCCGAGGAUGACGAUUUUGACUGGCUUGCCGGGCUGACGGAGGGGCGUGCUACGGCCAAUCCCGUCGCUAUCGAUAGCGGGAUGCUCAUGCUUCAUGCGACGGAGGCAUCGCAGCUUUCUUGGGAGGCAUCGCUCGCUCGGGACGGACAGACACGGAAGGGCUUGGAAGCCAACCCGUUCUACCCGGUCGGGACAAAAUUCAGCUCUCGAGGCACUGGCCCCCUUUACAAUCUAGUUCGGUCUACUCAGCGCCGAAGCGCACAUACUGCGGCCUCAAAAUUCCCUGAAUCGUUGUCCUCGUCGUCAGCCCGGGUCUCUUCUUCAGCCCAUCGAUCGAGUCCAUCGUCUCGCAACGUUGACGCCCCUUACCAUGCACACCCACUGCGAUUCCCUACGCACAUUCUCAAUCCCACGCCUUAUGAAGUGUUUCACCUCUCUCCAAAUGCAACGGCCCAAGAUGUCAAAGCACGCUACUAUGAGCUCGUCAAGCUGCUACAUCCCGACCGCCACUUUUCUGCACGCCGAGGGGUCUGCAAAGAAAGAGGAGCGAAUGAAAAGGAGCUGGACGUGUCGUCACAAAAUAGAGCAGCAAGCCAAAGCAUUGAUCUGGAACAAGCCCAUUUCAAAGUCAUCGUCGCAGCGUAUGAGCUGCUGGGCGACUCGCGUAAACGGGCCGUGUACGACAAAGCCGGCUUGGGUUGGCAGAAGGGCGGCACGACCAAUGCGGCAGGACCCAGUCCGCCGUGGUGGGGCGGGCGUCCGCCACGCACACCGGAUGAAUGGGCCGCUUUCAAUGCAUGGAGCAUCCAUCUCCGUCGGACGGCCGCUGCAGGCGGCACAGGCAACCGCGCACGCACCGGUUGGGAAUUUCGCGGCAGCGCGGCUGCUUCUCAUGGAGGGCCAGAGGGUCACGAUGCGUUCGGCUGGCAGCGAUACGCGGGCGCGGCGGAAUAUGGGUCGUUCUACGGAUUCAAAGCCCGCGAUCGCAUGGCGCGCGAAGAGCGCGAAAAACACGGAGGUAACACGUGUAUCACGUCGAAUGCCCGGCUCUUUGGCUCAAUUCUGUUUGUAACGUGGCUCGUUGCGGCGCUUCAGUAUCAGCGUUUAGCAUGCGAAAGCCAAUGCGCCGUCGAGCGCGCGAACAAGCAUCAUCUUGAUGCGGUUAAGAGUCUUAAAGAAGCAAGGGAGAUGGCACGCAGCCAAGAGGGCAAGUUGAGGUACCAGGAGAUGCGUAGACGCGCAAAGGAGAGUAGCGUGCUGAGAGAGGUGGAAAGGCUGGAGGCCCGUGCAGCGGCGGAUGCUGUGCGUCUUUCGCAUGAUGAGCAAAGUCAAGGUCCUGGGGAAGCCGACGUCGGCCUGCUAACGGCUGAUAAUCAGUCCACUUUGCCUGGCGUCAUUGGCCAUGGCGGGCCGAGUGGAAAGGAGGCGCAUGACGCGCGGCGCGAUCGACACGAGCGAUUGAGGAACCAGCAGACGAGAGGAGUGUGGUCGCUGUAGAUGGCGGGGCAGCGGUCAUCCAAUUUUCCAUGGAUGGAGUCGUGCGUAGAAACCUUCAUACGAAGGCGUGCCAACGCGAACACAUAUAGACUCAUAUAGACUCUGACUGUCCGUCCUAUAAUUCCAUCUGUCCAACUGAGCGGCCAGGCUCUUCGCUGGACGAUGCGUGGUGCUCCACUCGAGUCAGCUGGCGCAGGAGUACGGCAAAGCAGAGUACGGGAUUCCUUCGGGUUCUCGGAAAGUCCAAAAAGCUUUCCUGGCCAAUCAGAACGUCUGGCCAAAAAAGGUUCAAAUGCGGGAGAUGGAUAGACCUUUCGUGAUUCGUCCACAGUUUCUCACGGUCUCAUCAUCUGCUGUGGGUGAGCGCAUCUACUUUAUAUCUUUCUUCCGACAAUGGUUCGCA
This is a messenger RNA of Tilletiaria anomala UBC 951, 2457 nucleotides long. RefSeq names its product DnaJ-domain-containing protein. The record is from RefSeq and is a predicted model, not a curated record. The transcript has 2 exons. The coding region runs from base 162 to 2054 and encodes 630 amino acids. NCBI's taxonomy places the organism in Eukaryota, Fungi, Basidiomycota, Exobasidiomycetes, Georgefischeriales, Tilletiariaceae.